AUGGCGGACACCUCUGAGGCGGGGCACUCUGCCUCGCCCGAUACCUCGACAUCGGGCCACUCAACCGCCCUCUGGGCUGUGACUGUGGUAGCCGCCCUACCCAUUCUCGCCUUGUUCGUCAUUCCUCUUCUCGCGAGAGGCCUUGGUGCUGUUGCCGGCAGCUAUCUCCGCACCAAGACUGAAGGCAGGCGCGCCCAGUUGAUCAAAGCCAUGGCCACCGAAGAGAACACCUAUAAAGAAAAGGGGAUCACGACUCCAAAGGGAAUUAUCAAGAUCGACAAGGUGGAAGAUUGGAGCGGCAUCGUUGGCUUCUUCCACCCUUUCUGCAACGCUGGAGGCGGAGGCGAAAGAGUCCUUUGGUCAGCCGUCCGCGCUACCCAGCAGAAGUGGCCUAAAGCGCUCUGCGUUAUCUACACCACUGACCAGAAGGUUAACAAGACGGAGAUGGUGACUCUCGCCAAGCGUAGGUUCAACAUCGAUAUCCACCCUCCCAGUCUUGUUCUCAUGUACCUGAGUACCAAGCACCUUGUCCUCGCCUCGACCUGGACUCACUUUACCCUGCUCGGCCAGUCUCUUGGAUCCAUGGUCAUGGCCUGGGAUGCUUUCCAGCUGCUGGUGCCCGAUGUUCUGGUUGACACCAUGGGAUAUGCAUUCGUGCUCGGACUUUCUAAGCUCCUCUUCCCCACCAUCCCUACCGGCGCCUAUGUCCACUACCCGACCAUCUCAACUGAUAUGCUUGAGUCUCUCGACCCUAAGUCCGCAAAUGGUAGCCAGGGCAUCAACGCCGGCAAAGGUGUGGGGUUGCGUGGUCAGGCCAAGCGCGCAUACUGGAAGCUGUUUGCAGAGCUUUAUUCGCGAGUCGGUUCGACCAUUGAUGUCGUCAUGACCAACUCGACCUGGACUCAGGGCCACAUAGCAGCUCUCUGGGGCCCUCACCGUAGCGUCAAGAGCGAUCCUAUUGCCGUCGUCUACCCACCCUGUCCUGUUGAAGAGCUCGCACGCGAUAUCGAAGUAUCCGAGGCCAGCGAAGCGCAGCGUCAGAAGGUCAUCAUCUACAUCGCCCAAUUCCGGCCAGAAAAGAACCACCAGCUCAUCCUGCAAUCAUUUGCCGAGUUCCUCAAGACAGAGACCGAGGCUACCAAGGAUGUCCGUCUUGUCCUCGUGGGUAGUGUCCGGGACGACAUUGACUCCAAGCGUGUUUACCAGCUUAGACUGCUGGUGAAUGAGCUUGGUAUCAAGAGUCAGGUGAGCUUCCAUCUGGAUGCUACCUGGGAAGAGAUUCUUGUCUGGCUUCAGAAGGCAUAUGUCGGCGUUAACGGCAUGUGGAAUGAGCACUUCGGCAUUGGAUGCGUCGAGUACCAGGCCGCUGGUGUCAUCUCGGUGGUGCAUGCCAGCGGCGGACCGAAGCUUGACAUUAAUGUUGAUAUUGAUGGCGAGCCUACUGGUUUCCACGCUUCGACUUCCACCGAGUUUGCGGCAGGUUUUGAGCAGGCUUUGACCGUCAAGGAUCCCUUAGCCUUCCGACUACGGGCUGUCAAGUCAGCACAGCGUUUCACGGAGCAGGCAUUUGUUGAUAGCUGGAACAAGCACCUAGAAACGCUUCUUGCUAAGCUUCGGUAA
Molecule: messenger RNA, 1620 nt
Organism: Verticillium nonalfalfae
Lineage: Eukaryota; Fungi; Ascomycota; Sordariomycetes; Glomerellales; Plectosphaerellaceae
Gene: ALG11
Product: asparagine-linked glycosylation protein
Exons: 4
Coding region: 1-1620 (539 amino acids)
Biological process (GO): protein N-linked glycosylation
Cellular component (GO): endoplasmic reticulum membrane
Molecular function (GO): GDP-Man:Man(3)GlcNAc(2)-PP-Dol alpha-1,2-mannosyltransferase activity
Source: RefSeq, a predicted model, not a curated record